Molecule: messenger RNA, 1194 nt
Organism: Trichobilharzia regenti
Lineage: Eukaryota; Metazoa; Platyhelminthes; Trematoda; Strigeidida; Schistosomatidae
Source: the annotation of a GenBank genome assembly
AUGUCGGGCGUUAAUUAUAGCAAGUGGGAUCACAUUGAGGUUUCUGAUGAUGAAGACGAUACACAUCCAAAUAUAGACACGCCUAGCUUAUUUCGAUGGCGUCAUCAAGCUCGUCUAGAGAGAGAUGCUGCUUGGAAAAGGGAAAAAGAAGAAUUUGAACAGAAUUAUAAAUCUUUUCUAAGCAAAUACAAUGAAACUCAACAGAAAUUAAAUCAAGCUAAAGAGACUGGUGCAGAUAAUCUAUCCGAAUUACAGAAAACCUUUGAACAGCUUGAAGUUGAAGCAAAAGAAUGGUCAGUUAAAGAAGCAGAAAUGAAAAAGAAAGAAAGGUUGAGACCUUUAAAUAUUGAUACUAUAUGUAGGGAAGGAAAAUCAAAAACUUGUAUUAAUUCAUCAAAAUUGAAAUAUGAAGAGAAUAAUGAGAAAGUUGAUAAUUCUGAAGAAGCAGCUGUCAAUCGAUUGAAAGAUUUUGUGAAUAAACAUAAUAAAGAAAUACGUAAAUUUGGGCUAUUCCGUAAACCGUUGGAUUCACAAAAUUACCUCAUUGAAAAUCCUUAUUUGGUAUGCGAAGAGACAGCAAAUCAACUUGUCAUAUGGUGUAUUGAUUUAGCCGUGGAAGAGAAAUUUGAACUUAUGGAUCAUGUAUCUCAUCAGUGUAUAGUGAUGCAAUUUAUGCUUGAAUUGGCGAAAUCACUCAAGUGUGAUCCAAGAGCGUGUAUUCGACCAUUCUUUGCCAAAUUUAUAAAUCCAGAACCAGAAUAUCAAAAAGCUUUUAAUGAUGAACUUUCAGCAUUCCGAGAGAGAAUUCGUGCACGCGCUAAAGUUCGACUAGAAGAAGCUAUGAUGCAACUUGAAGAGGAAGAGAAAAAGAAACGUCUUGGUCCAGGUGGUCUUGAUCCAGUUGAAGUGUUUGAAUCACUGCCAGCGAAUCUCCAAGAAUGUUUUGAGAAAAAAGAUGUUGAAUUAUUAAAAACUGUACUCUGUAGUAUGGAUCCACAACAGGCGGAAUAUCAUAUGAAACGAUGCGUGGAUAGUGGUCUAUGGGUUGACAAUGCUCGUGGUGGUGGUGGUGGUGGUGAUGAUCCUGAAGAAAACGGUGGUGCCGAUGAUGAUAAUAAUAAUAAGGAAACAAAUCAAACAGAAGAAGGAGAAAAAGAAGAAACAUCAGUAGAAUCAGUUGAUGAAUCCUCUUGA